Messenger RNA from Oreochromis aureus, 3907 nucleotides. RefSeq names its product transcription intermediary factor 1-alpha-like. Bases 500 to 3679 code for a protein of 1059 amino acids. The record is from RefSeq and is a predicted model, not a curated record. NCBI's taxonomy places the organism in Eukaryota, Metazoa, Chordata, Actinopteri, Cichliformes, Cichlidae. Gene Ontology annotation, molecular function: protein binding; zinc ion binding. The transcript has 21 exons.
AUAAAGUAACACGGUACUAUUGUACUGAAUUGAACCCUGUGCAAACUUUCACAGUAACAAGAAUCAGACAAACAUUCUCUCCUGCUGCUCGGUGGAGUUUGUCCUCCUGACAGCACAGAGGACACAGCAGCCAGCGGCUCUGGUAUCAAGAUUUUGACCCCGCCCCACCCUUACCUCAACGAGCGCGUGCGCUCUAAUUUGACCAACAACAUCUGGGGCACGCGAGCAUGCGACACAGGUGCUUUUUUUUCUUUCGUGCUUCCUGUUUGUUGCAACAGUCCAAAAAUUCUUUUCCCCCAAAUAUCACACGUAGACAGUAAUACACUCGACGCUUACAAAUGCUGAGCUGGUAGAGAGCGCGCGGAGGACAACGCAGGUAGGAAGAAGGCGCUCUCUUCGGCUACAGAGCAAUGAGAUAUAGCCUACGCUUCAGACUACCCUCCCUGUACGUGUCGUUGAAUCAGAGUAAACUAGACUUGAAGAACAGAAACUGUUUCCGAUGGAUGCGAUGGAAAAACUGGAGUCGGGACAUACUGCUGUCCUGUCAGGCGAGAACGAAGCAGAGAGCACGCGAGAGGACCGGUCCGGUGCACUCGACCAACAUGACCUGGACACGUGCCCCGUUUGUCAUCUAAGCUUCCACAGCAAGGAGCCCAAACUUCUGCCGUGCCUGCACACUUUCUGCGAGAGGUGCUUGCCUUUACCCUCGAGGAAUCUGGACGUGACGGAACCGUCCGUCUCCCAGAGCGACAACGGCGCGACCAAACCACUAAACGUGAUCCGCUGUCCGGUGUGCAGGCAGGAAUGUAUGGCGGCAGAUGUGUUGGAUAAUAUGUUCGUGAAGGAGUCAUUCGAGGCUCCCAGCAGCACAGUGGAGAGAGCAGUCCAGCUCUGUAUGACCUGCGAUGACAACACCGAAGCUGCUGGGUUUUGUGUUGAGUGUGUGGAGUACUUGUGUACUACCUGUGUGGAGGCCCACCAAAGAGUCAAAUUCACCAAAGACCAUAUGAUCAGACAGAAGUCGGAAGUAUCACAAGACGUUUGUGUUGUGUCGAAUCAGAGGCCGAUGUUCUGUCAUAUCCACAAACAAGAGCCACUGAAACUCUUUUGUGAGACAUGUGACCUGCUUACCUGUCGGGACUGCCAACUCACCAAGCAUAAAGACCACAGUUAUCAGUUCCUUGAAGAUGCUUAUAAAAACCACAAAGAGCACAUGGAGCGUAUGACUCAUCAGCUACAGGAGAAAAAGAAACUGAUAGAAGAGGUAUCAGACUCCAUAAAUAGUGGACUUCUUCUGGUGGAACAGAACCAUACUUCUGUUCGUGAUGAAAUAAAGAAAUCUGUCAGCAAUUUAAUCCUCGAGAUAAACAAAAAGGGCAAAAUUCUACUUGAUCAACUUGAGGCUGUUACAAAAGAUCAUGAGAGUCUCUUGCGUAAACAACAGAAAGACAUUGGCUAUCUGUCCCAACACCUGGAUCAUGUCAUCGACUUCAUCAAAUGGGCCACAGCCAAAAAUGGGGGCACAGCCCUAUUGUACUGUAAACGUUUGAUUCUGUUUCAGAUCGAAAACCUCCUUCAGGCAAAAUGCAGUGCUUCAUUCGUACCGCAGAGCACCAUACGCUUCCAGUGCCGAGCCUCUUACUGGGCCUCAAAUGUUGAUUUGGGCACUUUAAUGGUGGAGAGUGUACCAGGCCACCAGCUGGGUGGUUUUCAUCAUGAGCACACCCACAGUGGGCAGAGUUCCUCAGGCUCACCCCACAGCUUUGCCCUGGGAGCUCCCCAUAGCACUCUGGCUCAGCUCCAGAUGCAGGUGGACAAGCUAAACCCCCAAGCUCACUGGCAGCCCCAACCACCUCCUCCACCCUGCACAUGGUUCCAACUACAGCAAACAGUACCGGGGCCCCUACAGAGAGGCUCUCCCUCCCACAGUUUGCCUCCUCAACCAGACCACAGGUUUACGAGGCCUCUGCCCAACCAUGUUAGCUCAACUAGGAGCAUACUGAGCCCUGGAUUUUCUCCCCAGGUUACUUAUCAGCAGAGAAGGACAGGAAGUGGCUCCACCUACCAAACCAAGCCCAUUGAUGGAUUUUUCUCUACACCCUUCUAUGCACAAAUAACUCCGCCACCCCUCAGUGGUAGUGUCAGUUUACCUCAUUCACAACAGAGGACUGAGCCCACAUACAUGAACAGGGGAAAUGAUUCAGCAGGUCCAGUUUAUACAGUGAAACCAAACUAUCCUCAGGGAGCAGAAACUUCCUUGUCAAGCAGAAACGCACCAGGACAUCACACUCCAGUAUCCCAGAAAAAAACAAGCAGCGUUUUUUGGAAAGCCCCAGAAAUACACCAGGCUAGUGGAGCAGUGGGAUCUGCUGCAAAGAAGAGACAACGAUCAUCUCCAAGGCCUAUAAUUAUCAUCAAAGAUGAACCAGAUGAUGAAAGUAGUUAUGUUGGAUGUCAGAACAGAAAGGGGAAUUCUGGAGUGAGGUGGAUGAAGUGUUUAGACUGUGCCCCCAGGAGGGAGAGAGUAGUGAUUGAAGCACACUUCAGUGGACAGAUCUACACAUCAUGCUUAUUCUUGAACAGCAAUAUCAGUACACCUCUCCAUUCCUCAGGCAUCCUCCCACUUACCAAGAUUGUGUUAAACAAUCUGGCUAAAAGUCCACUGCCCUCUCUACCAGACACCUCCAUACCUCCACAGGUACAUCCCAAACAAAGAGCCAGCCUCCCCGACAGCACAGAUGACCAACCCCAAAUAAAUUCCCAAGGUGAAGAUGUCCAAACUUGUGUUCAUAGCACAGACGACAAACCCUGUUGCCCCUCACACUCUCCAAGUGAGCCACUGGGCCAGAGUAAGACUAGACCUCCAAAUCAUGUCAGUUCAGUGGGAGAACAGCAGCAGGUAGAGCAAAAUAAAGCCCAACUGGAAGACUCUAAUGAGACCUCGUGCGCUGUGUGUCAGACUACAGGAGAGCUGUUGUGCUGCCAAAAAUGUCAUAAAGCUUUUCAUCUUACGUGCCAUGUUCCAGCUCUCCUCAGAUCUCCAAGCAGGGAAUGGUUUUGCACUUUCUGUUGUGACCUGUUAUUGCCUGAGAUGGAGUAUGUCUGCAAACCUGAAGCCAAAACAAUAAAGAAGGAGAUGGAUUUUGAAGGAGCAUUUUCCCCUGUGGACAAACAAAAGUGUGAGAGGCUGUUGCUGUACUUGUUUUGCAGUGAGCUCAACUCAGUCUUUCACAAGUCUGCAUCUCUCUCGGUACAUGCUGAUAACAGUCUGACUAUAAAGGGACCAGUGAGUUUUUCCACAGUGAAAAACCGUCUAGAGGCUGAGCAGAGUAUGUGCUAUCAAAGCCCCGCAGAGUUUGUAUUAGACAUCAGGCUCAUCUUUGGAAACUGUGUGGCCUGCAGUGAGUGCCGGAGUAACACUGAACUUGCCGUGACAUGUAGGAGAUUUAAAGAACUCUUUGAAGAUUAUCUGAAGCUCAUCUACCCUGAUCAGACCUUUCCAGAAAUCAAACCAGAGAUGAUUCAGACUGCUUCACCCACGUGUCAAGAUUCUCAACUCAAAUCUCUUGACAAUAUAGUCCCACUUGCAAAACGCCAACGCACAUUUUCAGAUUCCCAGGAUGCACCAAGCUAUCUCAGUGGAGAAGAGGGUAUUGGAUUAAAGCUCCAAUUUUCCUAACCAAUUGGAUAUGUGCCGGACGGCACAAAGAAUGUGUGGAGGAAGGCGGAGCACCCAGAGACAACCCACGCAAACCUGGGGAGAAUGUGCAAACUCCACACAGAAGGGCCAGAUGGUGGAGUUAAACUCAUGACCUUCUUGAGUGAAGCAACAGUGCUAACUAUGAGAGAGAGAAAAAAAAUGCAACUUUUAAAUAAUAAGUAACUUUAUUAAAGUAAAUAAAUCUAU